Molecule: messenger RNA, 413 nt
Organism: Zophobas morio
Lineage: Eukaryota; Metazoa; Arthropoda; Insecta; Coleoptera; Tenebrionidae
Gene: RpL37A
Product: Ribosomal protein L37A
Exons: 3
Coding region: 103-381 (92 amino acids)
Biological process (GO): translation
Cellular component (GO): ribosome
Molecular function (GO): structural constituent of ribosome
Source: RefSeq, a predicted model, not a curated record
UUCGGACCUUCUAGGGAAUUUUAUGUUUUGAAAUUUGGUAAAUUGGAAAAAGUUCUACCAACAUCUCUCCUGUUUGUGAAACUUGUCAAAAAGUACACAAAAAUGGCCAAGCGCACGAAGAAGGUCGGAAUCGUAGGAAAAUAUGGAACCCGCUAUGGUGCUUCCUUGCGUAAAAUGGUCAAGAAAAUGGAAAUCACCCAGCACAGCAAAUAUUCAUGCAGUUUCUGUGGAAAGGAUGCUAUGAAGAGGAGUUGUGUAGGAAUUUGGUCAUGCAAAAGAUGUAAACGUGUUGUAGCUGGAGGCGCGUGGGUUUAUUCUACAACGGCCGCAUCGUCUCUACGAUCAGCUGUCAGACGUCUCAGAGAAGUUAAAGAACAGUAAUUUUUUUAAUUAAUAAAAUAAUUAUUUCCAUU